CUCGGCCCGGAAGUGAAUAAUGCGCAUGCUCAUCGUCUGACAAUAAACAUUCAAACAUGGACGCCAGCAAAGAGAAAGAUGCUUUUGAGACAGAAAGACCUAACUUAAAGAAGAAGCACGAUGAAGACGAAGACGAGCGACCUUCCAAGACGAAGAAACUCGACGUGGACCACAACACGAACGUAGCCAAGCACUACAAUCAGCUGCAGGAGGUCGGCCUGGCGGCGCGUAGUCAGAGUCGCAUUUUCUACAUGAGGAACUUCAACAACUGGAUGAAGAGUGUCGUCAUCGGAGAGACCCUAGACAAGGUGCGCGGGGAGGACCACCGCCGCCGCGUGUCCGUGUUAGACCUGGGCUGCGGCAAAGGGGGGGACCUGCUGAAGUGGCGCAAGGGCGGCAUAGACCACCUGGUGUGCGUGGACAUCGCCGGCGUGUCCGUGGAGCAAUGCCAGAGUCGCUACGAGGACAUGAGGAGGAAGAGCCGGGCGGGCGAGAGGGUCUUCAGCGCUCAGUUCCUCACCGCCGACUGCACCAAGGAGGUCCUGUCCGAGAAGUUUGACCAACCCAACCUGAAGUUUGACAUAUGCAGCUGCCAGUUUGUCUACCAUUAUUCCUUCGAGAGCGAGGCCAAGGCGGAUUUGAUGCUGAGGAACGCCUGCGAGAGCCUCAAACCCGGGGGGUUCUUCAUCGGCACCACGCCGGACGCCUACGAGCUGGUCAAGCGCCUGGAGGCGUCCGAGUCGCUCUCCUUCGGCAACGACCUCUUCCGGGUGUCCUUCCGGUCCCGAGGGGACUACCCGCUCUUCGGCUGCGAGUACCACUUCAGCCUGGAAGGGGUGGUGGACGUCCCCGAGUUCCUGGUCUACUUCCCCCUGCUGGAGCGCAUGGCCCGGCGCUACGGCAUGCGCCUGGUGUCCAAGCACCGCUUCUCCGAGUUCUUCCAGGAGAAGAUCAAGCUCAGCCACCACCGCAGCCUCAUGAUGAAUAUGUCCUCGCUGGAGGCCUACUCCGGCGAGGACGGGCGCGGCGGCGACGAGUACGGCCACGCGCGGGAGCACUGCGACAAAGCGGGCUCCGGAACCCGGCUGGGGACGCUGAGCAAGUCCGAGUGGGAAGCGGCCAGCAUCUACAUGCUCUUCGUCUUCCAAAAGAUGUCCUGAUGUUGCCGGGCACUACAACUCCCAGAAUGCACGGCGGCGCCGAGACCACAUCUUCCUCAUCAAGGUCCUCACACUGCUGCUCAGGUACCUCCUGAGACAUUUUUGCUCAAAAGAAGAACGUCCAUCAUGGAAGCAUCUUAUUUUCAGAAAUUGAAGUCAAAUUAUUAUUUUUAUUAUUAUAAUUAGUAGUAAUCUGAAGCACAAUAGAAGAAUGAGUCACACGGUCCUAUUGUUGUAGCAUUGAUACAGAAUAUUAACCAGGAGGUUGCCUACAGCCAUAACCCAUGUUUUUGUUUCACCUCGUAGGCGUUUAUUUUGCAUCAGGCGACUAUGGGAGGUCGUGGUUACCUUAAUUAAAGUGUUGUUUACUUUAGUAAUAUUAUUAUGGAGUCUGAUGUCAUCACAAGUUAAAACUUGUUUUUUAUCUAAAAUAAGAAACUUUUUUUUUUUUUUUUUUUUUGCGGUGUUUGUAUCCUAUAUGCUAUAAUAUAGUUUGUGCAUUUUUAUGUUAUGCACGUAUUUUGUCGUCAGGAAAAAACAUAAAAAAUUAAAAUAUAAUACUGCAUCUUUUUUAUUGCCCUUCCAUGUGGGGAAACUCGAAAAA
This is a messenger RNA of Entelurus aequoreus (snake pipefish), 1764 nucleotides long. It is a transcript of the gene rnmt, whose product is annotated as RNA (guanine-7-) methyltransferase. Lineage: Eukaryota; Metazoa; Chordata; Actinopteri; Syngnathiformes; Syngnathidae. The transcript has 2 exons. Gene Ontology annotation, cellular component: nucleus. Bases 57 to 1160 code for a protein of 367 amino acids. The record is from RefSeq and is a predicted model, not a curated record. Gene Ontology annotation, biological process: 7-methylguanosine mRNA capping. Gene Ontology annotation, molecular function: mRNA 5'-cap (guanine-N7-)-methyltransferase activity.